AAAGGAAGGACGUUGCCUAAGCAGAAGGAGCAUAUUCUCAAGAGACAGAGCCUGUGUCCACCACACCAAUCUCAGACCCCUGGAAAGACUCGCAUUGGCUCCAGCCCAGCCUUCCAGGGAGAGAGCAGAAAUCUAAUUCCUGAAUCUCCAUCAUGAAUUGGCACAUGAUAAUCUCUGGAUUUAUCGUAGUGGUGCUUAAAGUUGUUGGAAUGACCUUAUUUCUACUGUACUUUUCACAGAUUUUUGGCAAAAGUAAUGAUGGCUUCAUCCCCACAGAGAGCUACGGAACAGUCUCACAGACUUUUGGAAGCAGUUCCCCAACCCCUGACAGCUUCAUUCCCACGAGGAGCUAUGGAACAGUCUGUCCAAAAUCCUGGGACUUUAAUCAAGGAACGUGUUUUUUAUUAUCCACUUCUGAAUCACCCUGGAAUGAAAGCAGAGACUUUUGUGAAAGGGAAGGGUCUACUUUGGCAAUUGUCAACACGCCAGAGAAACUGAAAUUUCUACAGAACAUAACUGGUGCUGAAAAGUAUUUUAUUGGCCUAAUGUACCAGCGUGCAGAGAAGAAAUGGCGUUGGAUUGACAACUCUGUGUUCAAUGGCAGUGUUUCCAAUCAGAAUGAGAAUUUCAACUGUGUGACCAUAGGCCUAACAAGGACAUUUGAUGCUGUAUCAUGUGACAUCAGCUACCGCAGGAUCUGUGAGAAGAAAGCCCAAUGAUCCUUGCUCUCUGUGACAAGAACAAGUAUACUUAACGGAGACAGCAAAACAGAAUGUUUGUAAUUGCAAAUGGUCUAGGAAAUACAGAACUUCAAAUUGUGGUGUCAGUCAUCCAUAGGUUACUGGCAGACCCAGGCAGACUCUACACUCUAACCCAGUGAUUCCCCAAGACCACAUGUCCCGUGAAAAUCGCACCUGCAACUCUUUUGGAAUCCACACAGGUGGUCUGGUCAAUGAUUAUUAUUUUUAGCUGUUCCUCAGCGGAAGUCUUGGCAUAUUUGGGAAAAUGAGCUUCUGUGUUCCGCUUUGGGGGACUGGAUGCUAGUCAUCUCCAGGACACAGGUCAGUUUUAUGGAGACAGCUCAGCUGGAAUAGAGACGAGGUCUGUUUCUAUAGAACUGAGCAUUUCUGACUGUUCAACAGGGUUUGGCCUAUGGACAGAGUCUGGUUUUAUUUAAUCUUUUUAUCUUCAGAGCACACAACUAAACUAUUAUGGAGAAUGCAGAGUGAGCAGGUGUGAACAUUAUUUAGAAAGUUGUGGGGCGGCGCCUGUGGCUCAGUCGGUAAGGCGCUGGCCCCAUAUACUGAGGGUGGCGGGUUCAAACCCGGCCCCUGGCCAAACUGCAACCAAAAAAUAGCCGGGUGUUGUGGCGGGCGCCUGUAGUCCCAGCUACUCGGGAGGCUGAGGAAAGAGAAUGGCUUAAGCCCAGGAGUUGGAGCUUGUUGUGAGCUGUGUGAUGCCACGGCACUCUACCGAGGGCCAUCAAGUGAGACUCUGUCUCUACAAAAAAAAAAAAAAGAAAGUUGCAUGAUGGAGGAUGGAUAAACUCAGCUUCUAUGACCUCAUCUCUGUUCCUUAGAGAAUUCCCUUUCACCUGUCUCCUCACAUUUGGGAAAGCAAAGACCCAUCCCAGUCUGAGUUAAGGCCGGGCCUUCAGAGUCUUGUUUAUGAGAAUGGAGAACAGUCUGGACAGUACAGAAAUCUGCUCAGAGAUCCUUUUAAGGAGAACCAGACAGCCAAGGAGGCAAAACAAACUAGUUCUCGGUUCUUCAGCAAAGCCCUGAAGAGACACAAGCUAAAAUUUUUCUUGUCCUGUUCUGAAAUUCCAUCAUCUCAUAUAAAACAAUUUUACAACCAAAAUUUGCAACAAAAAUUAAAUAAGCAUAUUCCCUUUGCUCUGAGCAUUUUUGAGUACCUGAUCAUAUUUGUUGAGUAUAUUUUAAGAAUUUUGGAUAGUCUUUUGGGCUCCAAACAUAUUCUUCCCUCCAGUUCUAGAAAGACCUUGCUACCAGGCAAAACUAAGAUGCCUAAGAUGCCUUGCACUAAUUGGCACCACAAAGCUAUAGGCGCCCGCCACAACCGCCCCCCACAAUGACCCAGCACUGGUAAGUUGACCAAGGACUAGAACCAGAGGAAGGCUGCUCAAGCAUUUGGUGGAUGUAAGGAGCAGGUACACUGUAAGGGAAACACCAAGGACAAGUUGGAAUCACAGGAGACAGGAGACAGACAGGGAGUUCACUUGGCCACAGUGGAGAAAGGCCAGAAAGAGGGUGGAAAAUCUUGGGGCAUCCUAGCAGCUCUGUACACUCACAAGCCAUCAGCUAUAUACCCUGCUCAGUACAUAAGAAAAAGAAGAGAAGCUUUGUGUGUUUCAAGGGACAAUAAUUAAAUCAUAAGAGAAGACCAGGUAAAACUAAAGGAAAUUAGUCACCUAAAUGCUUAACAUUUGUGUCUAAUAGCAACCUAUCAUAGUGAUGAAUGUGUAUAUCAUUACAUGUAUGUCAAAUUAUUAUAAAUUUAUAGCAAUUGUUUAUAAUUUAUAAAUUGUUAUAAAUGUUGUUUUUAUAACACUAAGUUCUCUUUCUAAAUUUCUGUUCCAUAAUGUUUGG
Nycticebus coucang (slow loris) is the source of this 2609-nucleotide messenger RNA. It is a transcript of the gene CLEC5A, whose product is annotated as C-type lectin domain containing 5A. The record is from RefSeq and is a predicted model, not a curated record. Gene Ontology annotation, biological process: innate immune response. Gene Ontology annotation, molecular function: virus receptor activity. NCBI's taxonomy places the organism in Eukaryota, Metazoa, Chordata, Mammalia, Primates, Lorisidae. Bases 153 to 719 code for a protein of 188 amino acids. The transcript has 7 exons.